GGGGCCAGGCAGCAACGCAAUGUAUCGAGGAUCAACUGUCUCCUGUUUUCACGGAUAGGGACAGGGGGUUCAUGACAAGCAACGCCAAGAUACAUCCUCCUCAGAAGCUGGCGAAAGACACAGACCUACGACAAAUAUUCUGUGUGAAUCGUUUGUGUGAAGAUGAGAAGCAUUCUCGGUUCAUUCACAUUACUUGUAUUCAUUCACUGGACGCUGGUCUCAUCUCAGUCAUGCCCGUCAGUGAAACGAGACCUUGUCAUCCUGCUGGACAGUUCAGGCAGCUUGACCAAGGAGGAAUUCCAUGAGGCAACGGAGUUUCUGGCAAGCUUCAUCGAUGACCUUGAAGUCAGUGCCGAGGCCUACCAGAUUGCUGUCGUUCGUUUCUCAGAUAACACACGUCGAGAAGCAAAGUUGGGCCAGUUCAAUGAAAGGAAGGAGGAUCUGAUGUCAAAGGUGGUGAAGAUCUACCACAAUGGCGGAGGGACAAACACAUCCAAGGCUCUGAAUUACGCUCUGACGAAGAUCCUCACCAAGGGAAACAGGAAGGACGCGUCGGAUCAGAUUCUGACUCUAACGGACGGCGAAUCUGACGACAUGAAAGCCACAGCUCGAAUGAUAGAAGUUGCGCAUAGAAAGCAGGUGGAGAUGAUCUCGAUUGGGGUGGGAGCGGGCGUGAACGACAUAGAACUCCGAAACCUAGCGUCAAGGUCAGAGCUUAUGUUCAAGGUCAAAAGUUACGCCGAAUUGAGCAAUAUCAAGAGUCAACUUGUCGCCUCUUCAUGCGGACUGACGAUGACAGUUCCAACAACCACUUCAACUACAACCACAACAACGACGACUCCAACGACAACAACCACGUCACCUACAACAACGACCACAGCUACAUCCACGAUAACCCCGCCUACAACAACAACAGCGACAAAUCCAACAACGACCUCUACAACAUGGGAAACGACAACGUCAUUGGCCACAGACACACCAACUCUCAACUCAACAUCGACGACGAACAUGUCGCUUCCUUACUCUAACUCAACAAAUGACGAGGCCUCCCGAGACGCCAACUACUACAACCACGAGGUCAUCAACCACGGCUUGAGAGAGAAGCGUAAUAUGGUAGAAUCGGCAUCGGCGCAUUGGCAGAAGGUGAUGGGGACGUCUGUGGCGGUGUUCGCGCUCACUGCGAUCAUCUCAGGAAUGAUCGCGAUAAUCGUAAAAAAUCGGAGGAGAAAACGCAAAAAACACACUCUCGACACACUUUGAACAUAGCGAUCUUCUAACGUCAUUUUCUUCUAUAUUUUGCGUACAACUUAUUAAAACCUAAUGCCAUUGAAAAAUAUAUGUCCAAAGUAUUUGUAACAUGACUAUUAUCAUUAUUAUCAUUAAAGUUCCCAUAAUUCAUUUU
Messenger RNA from Haliotis rubra (blacklip abalone), 1402 nucleotides. RefSeq names its product G8 domain-containing protein DDB_G0286311-like. The transcript is spliced from 3 exons. The record is from RefSeq and is a predicted model, not a curated record. Bases 163 to 1260 code for a protein of 365 amino acids. Lineage: Eukaryota; Metazoa; Mollusca; Gastropoda; Lepetellida; Haliotidae.